Molecule: messenger RNA, 1747 nt
Organism: Gigantopelta aegis
Lineage: Eukaryota; Metazoa; Mollusca; Gastropoda; Neomphalida; Peltospiridae
Product: carbohydrate sulfotransferase 11-like
Exons: 4
Coding region: 366-1592 (408 amino acids)
Biological process (GO): carbohydrate biosynthetic process
Cellular component (GO): membrane
Molecular function (GO): sulfotransferase activity
Source: RefSeq, a predicted model, not a curated record
UGCAUUUUGACUUCACCUGUGCGGACGAAAAUACGCCGAUAUUUUAGCAUCUGUACCAAUAAAGAAAGUUUAUAUUCUCGACUGUUUCGGUUUUAUUCAAAAGGAGUUAAAAUGAGGUUAAUUUGGUUGUUGAAAAGAACUUGGUUUGAAGAGACGGGGCGUAUAGCGUAUAGGAAAUCUAUAGAACGCACUCGUGAGUGUGUAAAUAAUCAAACCUUAGACACGUGUGCUUCAAGGUAGACUAUCGCCAGGUAAAUCAAAUUGCUAUGGACAGGUGACACACGCAGACAUCAAAGGCAAUUACCUGGAUGUUAAUUUCUUGCUGAGGAUUUAUUUUAGUGUUUUAACUUCCAUCUAUCAGAGCAAUGCAUGGCAGGCUUCAGUUUCUCGUACUGUGCGGCAUCACCAUCAUGUCUGUCUUCACCAGCUACAUCUACUACAACGGCCGUAUCAACGCCCUUUGGUCUAAAUACGAUUCUACACACUCCAAGACACGAGUCCGUAACAGCUGCCACAUAGACAGUGACGCCCUAAUUGUGUAUACUCAGCGACAAAAGAGACUACAGGACGUCUGCCUCACGAACCCUCCCGGCUCCCUAAGACAAAUAUACUCUCACACCGGCCACAAACUCUCCUACUGCGCGGUGCCAAAGGCGGGAUGUACCUUCUGGAUAAACGUCUUCCGCUUCCUGUACAACGAAACGGACGGGGUGAAGGUCAAACACCCGAAUGAAAUACCCAGGAUGAUAACUCACUACGGAAAAAAAAAAAGGUCCAAACCCUACAGCUUGCAACAAGCUCGAGCAUUUCUGCCGAACACUUUACGUUUCCUGUUCUCCCGCGAUCCAUAUUCUAGACUGUGGUCCGCGUACGUGGAUAAAUUUCUGCUCCCAGAUUAUUGGUGCACUGAAGGCCUGCGCAUAAUCGCUCGCAGAUCGAAGAGCGCUUCCAGUUCCAGAAAGAAGAAUUGUGGAAACGAUAUCACGUUUGAAGAGUUGCUCAAUUACGUCAGUUUGAGCACGGUUAAGGAUUUAGAUCCCCACUGGUGUCCAGUGAGCUAUAUGUGCGAUCCUUGCAACUUUAGACCGGAUGUCAUCGGUACCAUGGAAACGUUCGCUAAAGACACUAAUUUCGUUUUGUCUCAAGUCAAUUUACAACAUAUUAUGGAUAACUACGAUCCGAAAACGCACGUAGUGGACGAAAUGGUCAUGCUAACUGAAUACAAUUUUCAACUGUUGAAACGAACCAACUGUAAACAUUGUAUAAAAAGGGAAGAUAUUGCGCUGAGACUUUGGAAAGCUUUUCAAAUAAAUGGAUACUUACCUCUAAAGACGGAGUUUCCUUCUGAAAAGUUGAAAGACAUAGACGCGAGCACAUUUAUAGAUGUGGCCAGGAAAACGUACAGAGAAAGGCCCAAUUCUUCGGCGCAAAUAAAAAUUCAGAGAAAGCAGGCUUUGGUUGACGCUUACAAAUCGGUACCUUCUCAUAUUAUGCAGAAAUUAAAGUCCAUUUAUGCAACGGAUUUCCUGAUGUUUAACUACGACCCAAACCCAUCUUGGUUGAAGUUGAAUACGUCAGAAACCCGAUCCUGAAGACGCUAUCCUUAAAGUGGCCGAUCCUUAUAUUAAACACUACGGCAUAUUUUUCACUAUUAGAGAAGUUUUUGAUAACUGAAAUCAGACAUACAGUGAAAGUCCUUUAAACCAGACACCCUCGGGACAAACUAAAAAGUCCGGUUUUAAGAGGU